Messenger RNA from Cladocopium goreaui, 2217 nucleotides. The record is from the annotation of a GenBank genome assembly. NCBI's taxonomy places the organism in Eukaryota, Dinophyceae, Suessiales, Symbiodiniaceae.
AUGGGGCGUUGCCAGCUGGAGCGGGACUCCCUGAGCUUUGGCUCCGUUGCAGCUGUAGUUGAGCUGAGUCAGGGCGGUGAGGGCUCCGCACCCAAUUUGCUGCAUGCGCCUGUGGAUCGGAUCCGCCGCCACCUGGCAGCAGUUGAGCGCCGAUUGGAGGGCAUUGCAGCUACGGAACUCCAGCAACGCUCCAUGCGUGAGGUGUCAGUCAAUUGCAAUGUGUCGAUGGGUGGAUCAUGGGAGACAAAGCGUGUGGUUCUCACCGUGGAGGGUUUCACCUUGGUGGAUCGCAAUGCGCAGGAGGGAACAGAGCUCACACCAUGGAGUGAAGUUUCCAGCCCUGGUCCGGAGCCAUCCGAGCCUUCAAUGGUGGAAACUCCCACUGGGCCUCUGCGUCGGAUUACACAAUGGUGGCGGGGUUCCAGCGAGGCUGGAGAUGGUGCCAGGAGCAAUUUGUAUCAGGCGGAAAUGCAGCUUCCAAACCGACGAAUAACGUUACAGUUUGGUGCAGCUGGGCCCCCUGAAUUGAUGCAACGUCUCUGGCAAGCAUCCCAAGGUCCUGGUGGCAAAGUGCAGCCUUUGUUGGAUUUGCUCGGAAAGUGUCUUCAAGGUGAAAGGCAUGGUUUGGAGAUUAUGACCAUCUACCAGGAGCCGUUGCCACUGCCUGGUCUCAACAUUUGUCAGGUGAGGCAGCAACUGAGCCGCAAUGGGUCAUCCAAUCCAAUCCAGAGGAUGCAUGAAGCCACCAAAGCUGAACGCGUAGUGUCGUGGGAUUGGAACCAGGACGUCUUACCCCCUGGGCAAAUAAAAUUCUUCGAAUUCAAGCAGAUCUUGCCGGGUGGACUUGGGCCCUCUGAAACGCGAGUGUCUGCAGUGUAUCACUUGGAGCCUGAUGAUCCGGACCAGGUGAUCUUACACAAGGCCACGAAACCCUGGGAUGUUCCUUUCAAGGAUGACUUCCUAGUCUAUCACAAACAUAUCUUUGCGAAGGCUCCAGAUGGAUCAGUCUCCCUCCAAAUCGAGCUUGGUCUUUCGUGGAUCGGCAGUCCGCUGAAGCUGGGGCCUUUCAAAGCCACCAUCCGGAACAACACGUUAGCCGAGACACUUGGAAGUGGCCAGGCACUGUCGAGUUGCCUGCAGGCAGCCUAGGGAGGUGCUGAUGGUGGUUUGCAGCAAGUAGAGCUGAGAUUAAAUGAGUUGAGAGGAAGAUGAGUCAGUUUUCUCAGCAGCAUCCGUGCAAAAGCGGGGAAGUAUACGUACAGAAACUGACAAGUCGAAGUGAAGUGCAAAGGUCACUGGCUUGACUCUGAUUUGAGGCAAGUUGCCAUCUCAACUGGUUGUCGCACUUUGCACGUUUUGAAAGUGGCAGACAACGCUUCACCCUGUUGAAAGCUUUGGCCUUUUUGCGUGGCAAUAAAUAAUUAGCGGAGCCGGGCGUCCUGUGGCAAAAAUGAUCAAGAGAACACUAUCAUGCUGUAAGCCAUCACCAUCCAAGCUUCUUGGUUUGAGGAUGCUGGUUUGAGAGAGGGUUGGUCUUGCUGGUGGCGAUUGUGUCAUGAUUACAUAGCUUCAGCAACGGGGUUAGUUCUUGACUUGCAGGUUGUUGUUUCGGUCCACGCAGUAUUUUUUGAUGAGCUUUGCUUUUGAGUGUGGACCCACAAGAAGUGUGAAUCUCACACCCCUUGGCUGCCUCAUCAUUGCCCACCGCGAGGAAGACCUUCGACGAGGCAAUGGCAAUUUGCAAGGAAGCUCGAUCUCAGGCGUGCCCGAAUGAGGGCUUCACUGCACAACUGAAAGCGCUCCAUGAAGAGCUCAGGAGCAAUCCCAAGCUCUACGAGCCUAUGCCGCCCAAGCGGGGGAAAAUUUAUUGCGCAAAUGGACGGCCAAGCGCAGGACCCGCUGGCCCUGCUGUUGGCCCAGCCCGUGGCCCUGUGGGUCCGAAAGGCCCAGCAAAACCAAACGUUGGCCCGGCGAUGGGGCCAAGUCCUCGCCCUGCUGUGGGCCCUGCUGUGGGCCCUGCUGUUGGACCUGCUGUCGGACCUGCUGUCGGACCUGCUGGCCCACCAGACAAGCGAAAGGCAGAGAAAGUAGGCCCUGCCAAGCCUGGGGCUGGACCUCCAAAGCCCAAAAAGCCCAAAGCCUGAGCGCAGCAUAGUUGAGCGUGCAAGCAGUAUGGAGUGUAGUGCAGAUCCUGGCCGCAUUGGUGGUGAGAUGUGC